AUGGACGUGGAGGCGACAUUUGGAAUUCGUCUCCUGGCUUCAAUGCUAAUACUGUUUCCUGCCCUCAUCGGACUAAUUCUCCAUUCGCUACUGGCUCUAACGCUUUACAGAGGAUGGAAGACGUUUUAUCUUAUAAGCUUUUAUGUGAUCACGGUACAACUGCAAUGUUGUGAUGUUUGCGCCCUUUUGCUCGAUCUCUAUAUUGCUUUUCCACUUUCGUUAACCGGUUCUCAGUACAUGGGAGACAGUAUCCCAUUAUACUACGGUCCAUUAUUCUUCGAAGGAAUUGCAUUCAAUGGCCUGUUUCUGUUUUCGUUCUACAUGAGCAUCAGCCGAUUUCUAAUAUUUGUCGCUCCACAAAUUCACAACAAACUAUUCUCUUACUGGGGGACGAGGAUAAUAUCAUUAAUUCUCUGGAUUUACGUAUUUAUUUUUAUUGGAUUGUCGAAUUUCUUUGGAUGUCGAAAACAGUUUGCUAAAGAUGGUUUCUACUUUUGGUACAAUUGCAGCAACAGGGUUCCUGGAGAAUUUCACUAUAACGAUUUUAUGAAUAUUCAAGCUUAUUUCAUUCCCGCAGCUAUGAUCAUAAUGUAUGUGAUUAUUUAUGUGAAAAUUAAAGUCCCAUCGGAGGCAGGUACGAAAAGCGAAAUGGAACGAGUGAAGAAAGAAAUCAAAUUCUUCCUGCAGACGGUACUCAUUGGUAUUCUGAUCAUCGUCGAAGUGAUUGCAUUCGUUACGAUACCAUAUUUGAAAGUCAGUGGCUAUGGUCAAUUUUAUCUAAAUAUUUUGCUGAACCUAAUUAUCAUCGCUAACAAUCUUGUUACUCCAAUAGUCAUAUUCUCUUUUAAUUCGGAUAUUCAGAACUGUCUUUCUUUGAAUGUUAUUAGAUAUCGAAUACCUCAUACUCAAGUGGUAGCCUCUGUGCUCUGA
This is a messenger RNA of Haemonchus placei, 930 nucleotides long. Lineage: Eukaryota; Metazoa; Nematoda; Chromadorea; Rhabditida; Trichostrongylidae. The record is from the annotation of a GenBank genome assembly.